GAUCCGAAGCUCCUGUUCAUUCUGAUAGAGAUUCAUCCUGGGUUAUUAUGAUAAGUAGUACUCAGCUGUGUGGAGUACUAUAUAUCUUUUAUAUAUAUAUAUAUAUAUAUGACUGGAUGAUCAAUCUAAGGCACCAAAGACAAGAACAAGUCCAAGCUAGAGACGAGAGAAACACAUCUUCGAUCGAUCUCACGUGCUGUACAACCGGCCAUAAUCGAAAUACUAGUACUUCUACUACUGCUGCUGCUGCUGCUGCUUCUCGUCUGGUGCACAAAAUAUAUGGCUAAUAAUUAUCAAGUUGCAGAGCUAACAUGGGAAAAUGGCCAACUAGCCAUGCAUGCGCUUGGUGGGCUCCUCUCCAGUACCUCUCCUUCAAAACACAGGUGGGGUAAAGCCGACGGCGAUACACUAGAAUCAAUAGUCCAGCAAGCCACAUGCAACAAACAAGACUAUAGUACUCCUGAUCCACCCAAGACAUCUUCCAUUAAUGGUGUUGCUUCCUCCGGCAAGAAAUCGGUGGCCUUGACGAGGAAAAGAACACAAUCCGAUUCAGAACAAUGGGAUGGCAGUACUCAUGUAUAUGAAGAUCACAUUGUGGAUCGUAGUGCAUGUGGUAGUGGUAGUGCUGGUGCUAGUGAUGUCAGUGCCACCUUUUGCAGGAACUCUGAUGCAACUAUGAUGACGUGGGCUUCCCUUGAAUCUACUCGGAGCUUGAAGACCAAAACUACUACUGAUGAAGACUAUUCGUCUUCUCACGGUGGCUCGGGAAACCGAGAUGAAGAGCGUGAGACGAAUAACAAAGCAGAACGCUCCCACUCAACAAGGAGAAGUAGAGCUGCUGUCGUGCACAAUCAGUCUGAAAGGAGACGAAGAGAUAGGAUUAAUGAGAAAAUGAAAGCCCUACAGAGGUUGGUGCCAAAUGCCAGUAAGACCGAUAAGGCUUCAAUGCUUGAUGAGGUGAUUGAGUACAUGAAACAACUUCAAGCACAAAUUCAAAUGAUGAGUACUGUAAGAAAUAAUAUGCCUCAAAUGAUGAUGCCAGCUUUGGGCAUGCAGCAACACCUGCAAAUGUCUCUCCUAGCACGUAUGGGCAUGGGCGUUGGGCUAGGGAUGGAUGGGAUGCUUGACUUGAGUAUUGUGGCACGAAAUUCACGGCCUCAAACUGGUCAGCUUCCACCAUCGCUCAUCCAUCCAGCUGCUUCAGUUGCAGCCACAGCUCCAACAUUUGUUUCCCCUCCAUUUGUGGUGCCAUCUUUGAUUCCAACAAAUGCUCUAGCUCAGGCGGCAAAGCCCAACCCACCUGGCAACAUGAAUACUACUCCUGUAUCUUUCCCACAUCCAUAUUGCACAUUUUAUGCACAACCAGUGAAUAUGGACCUUUACAACAAGAUGUCAGCCCUCUACCACCAACCAGUCAGUCAUACCACACAGGCAAUGAGCAACCCAUUACAAUCACACCAAGUUCAAGCUUUUUGUGUGUAGAAAAACAGCAAUAGUAUUUACGGUGAAAGCACAAACAUGCAUAUUGCCUAAUAUAGUGGCUGGCAGUAUCGAUCGACGCUGGUUAUAAAACCAUGCCAUUGGAAGGGUUAAACUCAGGCUAUCCGUACGAUGAUAAAGAAUCUAUAUUAAUUACUAGUAUUGGAUUAUGUAUACUAUUGGAUUCUUGCACACUAAAACAGCAACAAAUCAGUGUUUGGAUGAAUU
Juglans microcarpa x Juglans regia is the source of this 1707-nucleotide messenger RNA. RefSeq names its product transcription factor PIF7. The record is from RefSeq and is a predicted model, not a curated record. NCBI's taxonomy places the organism in Eukaryota, Viridiplantae, Streptophyta, Magnoliopsida, Fagales, Juglandaceae. Gene Ontology annotation, molecular function: protein dimerization activity. Gene Ontology annotation, cellular component: nucleus.